Messenger RNA from Phlebotomus argentipes, 786 nucleotides. Its product is annotated as dynein light chain Tctex-type protein 2B-like. Gene Ontology annotation, cellular component: cytoplasm; cytoplasmic dynein complex. Lineage: Eukaryota; Metazoa; Arthropoda; Insecta; Diptera; Psychodidae. Gene Ontology annotation, biological process: microtubule-based movement. Gene Ontology annotation, molecular function: dynein intermediate chain binding. Bases 105 to 524 code for a protein of 139 amino acids. The transcript has 3 exons. The record is from RefSeq and is a predicted model, not a curated record.
UCGGAAUUGAUAUUGCUAGGAGACGCUGGAUAGAAAUAUCGAUUACGCAUCCAAAACAUCUAAGUUGAAGUUUUCGCAUAGAUUUCACAAUUUUGGUCGGUAUUAUGGAACAAGUGGCUGAGAUAAGUGGGUCUGGAUCACAUUCUUUCCCCGACAAAGCUAUAGAUGAUGGAAAUACAUUUCAAAUAAGGCCAACCUUGGAGAAUUCCUUUCAGACAUUUCAAGUCAAAGAGAUAAUCAAGGCUUGCUUAGCCAGAAUUCUCACGGAUAAAACUUACUCGAAAGAUGAUGUCGCGUCGUGGACAAAACAGAUCGCUCAGGAUGUGGGCAAUCAAAUAAUAGAGCUGAAAAUGAAACGAUACAAGCAUGUGGUUCAGGUGGCAUUAGGGCAACAACUGGGGGCCGGAUGUAAAUAUAUCGCACGCUGUCGUUGGGAUGCAGAAUGUGAUAGCCAAGUGUCUGAUGUUUUUACAAACACAAGCCUUUACUGUAUAGUAACAGUUUUUGGAGUUUAUUUAUACUAAUCGUGCUAGUCGUACUUCGUCCAAGUACUAGUUCCUCAAAUCCUAGAACUGAAAUUUGAUUAUUGGGCGCAGAAUUUGCAGAACCUAGUGCGAACACUAAGGCACUGUUACAAAUAUUCCAAAAUGAAUCAACAAGCAAUAUUGAGGGUAUAAUAAUAAUAAAAGUAUAAUUUUAUCCGUAUACUAGAAGCACUAGAAAUAUUUUUCAUUUUCCCAUACUUGUUAUUUUUGUCUACAAAUAAAAGAGUCUGAAAAUUUGAAA